UAGCAGCUAUUUGUCAGUUGUCAAUGUCAGCUGUUCAUAUACCGGCUCUGCUUCAUAGAAGUUGAUUAUUUACGUUUUCUCUGCUAAAUAGCAUAUCAUCCUUAUCGUGAUUUAUAAUAAAUAGUAUUCAAUUUCAUUAUGCAACAAAACGACCAAUUGCAGCAACCCGAUGACCCACAGAGGAAUGCACUGAAUUAUCAAUUUUCCCCUGAAGAGCUGCGAGUCCUUCGCGAGUGUAAUCGUGAAUCCUUUUUUCAACGAUCCCUUCCGUUAGGGACGGUUAUGGGAAUUGGCGCAUGGUACGCAGUGCAUAAUAAGUUUCUAAAGCCAAGUGUUCGUUUCGGUCCUGCCCCAAAGAUAUUAGUUGGCGUUACGCUUGGAUACUUCAUCGGAAAGAUAAGUUACCAGAGCAAAUGUGCCGAAAAGAUUUUGCAGCUGCCCAACUCUCGAUUGGCCGAUUUGAUGCGCCAACGUCGCCAGGGAUCCACGGGAAUGGCCGAUAAAUUUCUUCCUGAUCAAGGAUUCGGUGCUUCAAGUAUGCUAACACCGUUCGAAACAACCCCGGCACGUGAACGACAGGCCGACGAGUCAUUCCUGAGCAACGGUUCGCUGAACCUGUACUACGAUGGUCCGCAAUACUCCGGGCUAGAUGAUAGCGGUCGUCCAACGGUUGACUCUACCACCAAUUUCGAAGAGGAUCUUCAGCUCCCGCUUGCACCGAAGGCAUCCAAAAGCUACGAGGAACUCCGACGACAAAAUCGAGAAGAGUACCUAAAGCGCCAGCAGCAACCUUACCGUCCGGCAACGAUCCUUGAAGAUAGUCCGCCAAUACGACGCGAAACAACAGAACGACGCGGUGGUACGACUUCCGAAGAAGCUGCGCAGGCUUCAAGUCCGCCAUCCGUUAAAAACAAGUACGGGGAUGCUUGGUCGCAAUAGGUAGCUUGUUAAAGCAUUUUUUCAUUACUUCUAGGGAAGCUUAGUAGAGAAAAAAGUUCUAAAUAUAUACUUAAAGUUUAGUUAAACGAA
Messenger RNA from Anopheles funestus (African malaria mosquito), 1029 nucleotides. It is a transcript of the gene asrij, whose product is annotated as OCIA domain-containing protein 1. The coding region runs from base 139 to 939 and encodes 266 amino acids. The transcript is spliced from 5 exons. Gene Ontology annotation, cellular component: endosome. The record is from RefSeq and is a predicted model, not a curated record. NCBI's taxonomy places the organism in Eukaryota, Metazoa, Arthropoda, Insecta, Diptera, Culicidae.